GUAAGUGUAUGAAAGGGACAGUGCCAAGAGAACGGAUUCAGGCUCGGUGGUGCCCAGCAAUUGGACGAGAGACAAUGGGCAGAUAGUGAUGCCCCGGAAGUUCCACCUGAACAUGAGGAAGAGCUUUACUGUGCAGGCUGAAUGUUUAUCAGAAAUCAGUAACAGAGCUGGUCCUGUUGAUGCCAGGAAAGAACUCCUGGAAGAAUGUGAGCGUCUUUGGAAGCAGAUGGAAGAGUGUCAGAGCAAGCUAAUGCUUCUAGGAGCAGAGACACUGCUACCAUCAGAUGCCAAGCUUUCCUUGUUAAUGCUGCAAUUGAAAGCUUUAACAGUAGAUUUUCAUCAGUGGCAAGCAAGAAAUCCUGAAUUAAUUUCUACCAAUCCAGAGGUACUGUUAGAAUUAGGAAAAGAAGAGUUGCAGAAAGUAAAAAAUGAUCUUGAAAUGGUGCUGUCAACAGUUCGGUCAAAGAAUAAACAACUGGAAGAAGAUCUGAGAAGAGAGCAGCAGUGGCAUGAGGAACAGAAACAGAUGCUAGAGACUCUUACUAAAAUGGAAGAAGAGGCAAAUACCCAAGCUGAACAUCCUUUCACAAAAAGGGAACUCAAUGAACUGAAGAAAAUACUGAAAUUAAAGACCUAUAAGAAAGAACUCUUGAGUGCUUUGGGUGAAUUCCUGGAUGAACAUUUUCCCCUUCCAGAGACAGGUGGAAAUAUUAAAAAAAAGAACUCUUCGGCAGAGCCUGUUGUAGAACUCAUAACAUUGCAAGAAAUUUUAGAGAUGCUGAUAAACACAAUAAUAACCACACCACAUGAGCCUUAUGUAACAAUCAAUGAGUCAUUUUGGCCACCUUAUAUUGAGCUGCUGCUGCGAUAUGGAAUGGCCCUGAGACAUCCAGAAGAUCCUAACAGAAUGCGCCUCCAAGCUUUUCACAAGUAGCGUGACCUACACAUGCAAUUGAAAACAAAACAACACCAAUAUUCUUAAUUCAGGGCUAGGACAUACUUAGGAUUCCUACUAAGCUUUCUUAGUAUCAAACAUCACUUCUUGUUGGAUGAUUUAUUUUUUUUUUUUUUUUUUUUGCUUUUCAAUUGGAUAUUUAGGAGCAUAAAAUGUGGAGAAGGAAAAAAUAAUAAUGUAUUUUGACUGCUUACAGUUGGCCUUUGGUUUUAUAUCAAGAUUUGCAUUAUGGAAGUUUUUUUUUCACUCCUUCUGUAAGAUGCUAAUUAAUGUAAUAGACAAAUACAUUUAACAGUCCUUUUUACUUUAAAAAAAAUACUUUUUACAUUACUUGUAUGGAUUAGAUUUCUUAGAUUGCCUGAAGUUGUCUCUGUUUCCUUUAGUAUUUUCUUGUGUUCUGUAGAGGCAAAAUUCAGAAUAACACCACUCCUGUACAUGGCCUUGCAAGCAUUUGGAAGUAACAGAGAGGUAUCCUCUCAAGGAUUUGUUAUGCCUUGUUUGUUUCUCAGAGCCUUUGCAAACAAUUUUACUGGCUCCAAGAUAAACACUUAGAAAAGCUGACACAUCUUUCUGUGCAAAGUGCAGCAGAUGUUGAGUCUGUGCCUUUCACUGCACCUUUCCCAAAUGGCCCAUUUUGUGUUAUGCUAUGUUGCCUUACAGUAUCUGUCUUCACUUUUUCAGACCUAGUUUAUCAAGGCUUUUAAUGGGUCUCUGCUCUGUUGAUCUCUACAGCUUCUGUUAUGUCAGAAGCUUCUUCGGUUGACAGUUACCUUUGACUCAAUGCUGCCGUCCUUUGCAAUCUCAGUCUUUUCUGUAGCCAUUUUUAUUUUAUUGUAUUGAGUACAAAAAUUCUCUUGCUUAUCUGUAGUGACUAAAUUAUCCUUUAUUACCAGAUUGUAGUUUAUUGAGGGAGGAGCUUGCGUGAUUUUUUCAUUGAUGGAAAAAUAAAGAGUUGUAUAGUAUCAUAGAAUGUUUUUGUGUGAUGGUUUUUAGAAUGGCGUUUAUGUGAUUUGGUGUGAUGACUUGUAAAGAUGAUGUAAGGAUGCAUGGGAGAGGUAAGGGGAACCAAUCUAAUAUAAGUUCCAGUAUAAUUGCCCUUUUUAGACCAGUUAAAUAUUAAGCAAAAAAAAAAAAAAAAUCAUUCAACUUGUGUAGUUUAAAGUGAAUGCUGUUCAUUUUACCCUCACCAACUGGUGAUUAAGUAUGAGUAUAGAAUGUGGUGUGUGCUGUUGUGCAUGAACAUUGAUUUCUUUUUGGUUUAUAUUGCUUGUGUAACUACCCUCCUGUUGUAGUUUAACGUCUCUUAUGAGCUCUAGAGACUGACUAAUCUAUAUACAUUUACCUUGCAGUAUUUUUAAUUAAGAAUUUGAAUAACUGCAUUUUUUGGCUUAGAUUUAUAGCAUUGUCUCUUUGGCGUUUUUCCUUCAUUUAUGUUUAAGUGCUUUGUAUUCUGCUAUCCUUUCACCUUAUUUAUUAACACUGCUCAAAUAUUUCAUUGAUGCUGGAUGACUGCUUCUCUUGUGACAAUAGUAAAUAGAAGAAAAAAAUGUUAAACACUCAGUAACUUCUUGUGUUUAAAAAGAAGAAAAGUACCAACCCAUACCACCCACCUCCCAAAUCCAAGCCCAAAUGAAAGCCCUGAGGAGAUAGGACAGUUUAUAAACAAUUGCUCUAAAAAACAUGUAAUAUUCAUUAUUCUUCAUACCAAUAUCAAAUCUCAUCCAAGUAAAAUACCAGAAUAGAUUUAAAUGAAAGUACUUCACAUAAAGCUUUAAAGCAUUAAAAUUUGAAACUCACUGCCAUAAGAUAUGUUGUAAGAUCACAUAUGAACUUGCAAAAAAACCUUACGGAAUUCAUAUUUGUGAUUAAGUAAGAAAAUUGGCAGUCAGCAGGUUCAGAAAUCUCUAUCCUACUAAUUGUUGGACCCUGAGGAGAUACACAUAGAAAUUCCCUGAGAUCCUCCUGCAGUUCCACAGUAUCUUCAGCAUUCUCUGAAGUCUUUCUUCUUAGGCCCUGGAUAUGCUCAGAACCCAAAGGUUCAGUGCAGAGCUUUUUCCUCAGGAGGGAUUGAAUACGUUGAGCAGAAGAAAACCUGUAGAAAGAGAUAAUCCAUUUUCUCUCAUGGCCUAAAAUGCACUGCCAGUUUUUAAGAGAAGUUGGUUUAGACUGAAACAGAGCUAGCCGAAAGCUGUAGCUCCUAGAAAAAUCCUGACAAGUAAAUUGAAGCAAAUCAAGGCAGUGAUGAAGAACAGAUCUUCCUUAUGAAAAAAAGCUAGGAGUAAGCUCUUUCAUCAGUACUUUCAACAAUCAGGAAUGUUGGGCCGUUUGUCGAAAGAGUAGGAUAAUUUCUCCAUUUUUUGUCUCCUUGCAUGUCUAAGUAACAGUUGUUUGUUGUUUGUUUAGAAUUGACCCCUCUAUUAAACGCUAACAUUGUGACUCUGUGCAUUCUAUGAAAUAAGGAUUUGUUUAGCUUACCGUCAAUUGUUAACUCUACAAAGGUAAUAUUAAAAAAAAAGAUGUUAAAUGAACAUUUGGAGCUACCAAGCCUGAGUAAGAUGACAAACUGAUCUAUGAGCUGGCAGUGUGUCCUUGUGGCCAAGAAGGCCAGUGGUAUCCCAGGUGCAAAUAGGAAGAUCAAUGCCAAUCUGCCUGUGCCUUUGCUUCUUUCCCUUUAGUUGACCAGCUGUUCCCUACUUAGCCAUGUCUGACUAGAGAGAAUCAGGUAAACCUAAAUCUGUGUGUUAUAACCCAUGCAGGUCAAGACAGAUGACAUGAUAACAACAUGCAAAAGGACAGAUGUCUUGCAUUUUCAGUCAUUGCUCAGUAUGGAAGUAUUGUACUUGGCUGGGUCUAUUUGAUUAGACCCAUAUCUCUGGAAUAUCGGCACUGCUUAAAACCUCUCACAGGUCUGCCUCCACACAGGACAAGCAGGCAGCUUCUACAUCUAACACAUGCCAUAUUCUCCCAGGAUAGAGCUGGUGGUUUUAGUAUGGUUAAGAAUAAGAUGUCAGUCACAACUGUGUCACUAGCCAUGGCAUAAUUCACAGACCAGCAGUCAUCUGCUGAAUUGGAGGCCAAACCUUGGGGACCGGUGCUUUCCUCUGCGACUGAUUCAGUAGAAAAUCUCACCCCACAGGAGCAUUACUUGCCAUUCUGAUUUGGUGUGGUCUAGACGUCAGAUGGACAUUUACAUGAAGAGGAAAAUGUGACUCAUUAUACAGUAAUGAUUCUUCUGGAAUGUGCAUACUGUGCAAACCCCCCAGCUCUUGCUUUUUGGAAUUGUUCCAGAUUUCAAGGCAAGAUGUAUUCUAUUACCAUCUGUAUGGCCGUUUUCCGGUGUCAAGUGGGCAAUUCCCCUUAUCUCUCUCCCAGAGUGAUCAUAAUCACUCCUCCCUUCAGGAGACAUCUGCUGAUAACAGGCUAUUGAAUGUCACUGCAUGACUGAUAAGAACUAUAACAUCCCAUUGUGAGAUGCUCUGCCCAGAGGGAGGAGCCAAGCAUUGCUACCCAGAUAUAAUCUGGAGAUUCUGACACACAAUCAUGUUUUUUUUCCACUGGAUUCCCCAGAGGAACAGCAGCUGCUUCUACUUCCAUGGAUCUGCAGAGGAAGAAUACACCCUUUCUCUACGGGACCCCCCUGCUCCAACAGAACCGCACCUGACACUUCAGGAGGACUGCAGCCACUUUUCCAACUGGACUGCUACCAACACCCUGACCAACAGGGUGCCAGGUUGUGUUCUGACUCUGUCAGUGUUGUUCUAGUGUAUUGCAUUGUUUUAUUUUAUCCUUUUAUUUUUUUUCUCUUCCCUAUUAAAGAACUGUUAUUUUCUGCUCCCAUA
This is a messenger RNA of Serinus canaria (Common canary), 4794 nucleotides long. RefSeq names its product centromere protein K (gene CENPK). NCBI's taxonomy places the organism in Eukaryota, Metazoa, Chordata, Aves, Passeriformes, Fringillidae. Gene Ontology annotation, cellular component: nucleus. Gene Ontology annotation, biological process: kinetochore assembly; mitotic sister chromatid segregation. The record is from RefSeq and is a predicted model, not a curated record.